Caenorhabditis elegans is the source of this 521-nucleotide messenger RNA. It is a transcript of the gene ttr-21, whose product is annotated as Transthyretin-like family protein. The record is from RefSeq and is marked reviewed. The transcript is spliced from 2 exons. NCBI's taxonomy places the organism in Eukaryota, Metazoa, Nematoda, Chromadorea, Rhabditida, Rhabditidae. Gene Ontology annotation, cellular component: extracellular region; cell surface. Bases 20 to 457 code for a protein of 145 amino acids.
AUCGACCAUCACACUAAAAAUGACAUUGAUUUCUCUGACACUACUUGUCGCGUUUCUCGUUUUCGCUCAACUUUCCGAUGCUGUCUUAAAUGUUGUUGGAAGUACUCAGACUAUUACUGUAACUGGAAGAUUAGUGUGUCAAGGACAACCAGCUAGAAAUGUUCUUGUGAAGAUGUAUGAGGAUGGAACCAUAUGGGAUUCUAAAUUGGAUUCAACAAAAUCAGCAAAUGACGGAACCUUUCGAGUUGCUGGAACCUACACAAAAAUCUUUACAUUGGACCCCAAAGUAAACAUCUACCAUCAGUGCAAUUACAACGGACUUUGCUCCAAAAAAUUGACUAUUAAUAUUCCUGACUACGCAGUUGCCAGUGGUUCCGGAUCUUCUACAAAUUAUGAUAUUGGAACAUUGAAUUUGGCAAAUCAAUUCAGUGGAGAAACUACUGAUUGUAUUCAUUAAAUGUAAUUACUCAAAGUUGUAUUUUUACUCUGAUUCUGAACGAUCUCAAUAAACGCUUACGUUC